This is a messenger RNA of Ostrinia furnacalis (Asian corn borer), 2013 nucleotides long. RefSeq names its product homeobox protein PKNOX2. Gene Ontology annotation, molecular function: DNA binding. Lineage: Eukaryota; Metazoa; Arthropoda; Insecta; Lepidoptera; Crambidae. The transcript is spliced from 10 exons. Gene Ontology annotation, biological process: regulation of DNA-templated transcription. The record is from RefSeq and is a predicted model, not a curated record. Bases 33 to 1148 code for a protein of 371 amino acids.
CAGAUGCGGCGGCGCGGCGCGUGAGGGGCGGCAUGCAGGGCGGGGGCGCGCCGGCUGCGGACGCCGACCAGGCCCAGUUCGAGGCCGACAAGCGGGCCGUGUACAAACACCCUCUGUUCCCACUCCUCGCUCUAUUACUGGAGCGGUGCGAGCAAGCCACCGCUGGGGCGGAGCCCCCGGCCGCCGAUGCCUUCGGGGCAGACUUACAAGCGUUCGUGCAGCACCAGCGGAGGGACCGCCGCCCCUUCCUGGUCGACGAUCCAGAGAUCGAUGGGCUGAUGAUUAAGAGCAUACAGGUCCUCAGGAUCCACUUGCUUGAGCUAGAGAAGGUGCAGGAGCUAUGCCGCGACUUCUGCGGGCGGUACAUCGCGUGCCUCAAGACUAAGAUGCAGAGCGAGAAUCUGCUGAGGACUGAUUACACUGGUGGAGGCGUAGAGAGCAACAACAAUUUAUCCGGGUCUUUGGACGACCACUCUAGCACAUCAAAUUCUCCUCAAUAUCAGUCGCCUCCCGCGCCGGCCGCGCAAUAUCCGUCGGUGUUCCCGCCGCACACCGAAUUGCCUUACCCCGUUAGUUCGAGAGAUCCACCAUCGCUAGUCGUUCAAGGUUCCACACCGAUCAGUCAAAUAGGAGCCGGAUUGAUUCCGACAGACUCAUUCACAGGAACGAACUCCAACAACUCCUGCUCCUCAGUAUCCGGGUCGCCGCCGCCAGAAGACGAAGGUGACGAUGCGAGUGGCAAGCGCGGCGUGCUGCCGCGACACGCGACUCAGGUCAUGAGAGCCUGGCUGUUUCAGCACCUUGUGCAUCCCUACCCCACGGAAGAGGAGAAGCGUUCCCUAGCGGCGCAGACACGGCUGACUUUGUUACAAGUCAACAACUGGUUCAUAAACGCGCGCCGACGCAUCCUACAACCGAUGCUGGAUUGCACUGACAAGCCUGGUGGCAAGAAAAGCAAAAACGGCUCGUCCAUAAACAAGAGAUACUGGCCCGAUGCUCUGUCCAAUCCACAAUUUACAGCAGGCCUGCUAUCCUCAUCAGAAGACGAGGACCAGGACGGAGACCAAUCUGGAGACGAACAGGAGACCAGGAACGAAGACUCGCGAGACCACACCAACUUUCCACCACUACAGCAACCGAUGCACUAACUCUGAGGUGAUGACGUAUGUCUAUCUAUACUAUACAGCGUGUUUUGAAGGUUGCUGAUAAAGUGGCUGAUAGUUUAUCAGGAAGUUAUCUGUCAGAUAAAGUACAAUAUUGAAUUGGAGUAAGACCCUGUUUUGCGUUUGCUUAAUAAAGUCUCUGAUAGCCUAUCAGGGACUUAUCUGUCAGAUAUAUUUUAUCAUAAUGUGGAAUUAGUUAAGAGCUGUUCUGUCUCUAGCUUAUACUUUCUCUGAUAACUUAUUAUAGACUUAUUGAAACUUAAAUAUUAAUUUUGGUUUCUCAGCUCUCGUACACAGAGAAAGUCACAGCUAAACAGGUGAUUUUAAACGUCAGAUAACUAUCAACAACUUUAUUGGUAACUUUUUUGCUAAUUUAGCCAUAGGGAUGUUGACACCAUUUAACACGAAAUUGGUUUUUAAUUCCAAUUCAAUCAUAGAAUUAAAAAAAUAGUUACGUCACAAUGUAUACACAUACAACUAAUAAACUUCAUAUUAUACAAAUACGAUGAUUGGUUGGUGUCAACAUGACUAUUAGUCAUUUCAAAUCAAAUUUCAAAUAAAUAAAAUUACAGUUGUCAGAUUAAAAUCAGUAAAAUAACACAAGUCAUAAUAAAUACGUCGGGUAAGGUAAUAUAAAAUUGUAUAGCGAUCUCUUGUGAUGUCAAAGUCAAGUGUAUGUCAAAGUGACAAGUCAGAAAUGUCAUCCAAGUCAAAGUGUCAAAGUAAGGUGUAGUAUAAAACCAUGACAAGAAGUGGAGUUGUCCUUGAACGACAAAUAAAGGUCAUAGCACACUUGUCAACCCGGAAAGGGAUCAAGGCGAGGCGUUUACGUUACGAUGCGGACAAGUGU